Plutella xylostella (diamondback moth) is the source of this 4531-nucleotide messenger RNA. It is a transcript of the gene Oseg6, whose product is annotated as intraflagellar transport protein Oseg6. Gene Ontology annotation, cellular component: cilium; intraciliary transport particle A. The record is from RefSeq and is a predicted model, not a curated record. Gene Ontology annotation, biological process: intraciliary retrograde transport; cilium assembly. Gene Ontology annotation, molecular function: protein binding. Lineage: Eukaryota; Metazoa; Arthropoda; Insecta; Lepidoptera; Plutellidae.
UGUCAAUGGUAGCUAGGCAACUUUGUUUUGUUUUACAACUUUUGCUUCUGGGAGUUUGGUAUUGUUUGGUUUUGAUAAAAAAACUAAAAGUAAAAUUGUUUACCACAAAAAAUAUUUAAAACGAUGGAUCAAUUUAUUUAGCUAAGAUAGUUUUGUUUAUCGAUAAACAUCUAAUCUAAACAUGUCUGCACCAAAGCUACUAUACACUAUAGAGCAGCCUCAUGGCUUGGGGGAGUUGUACUUCGUUUGGCAAAAGGGAGAGGGGCGGUCUCUGUUGGCUACCACCGGCACUGAUGCUACUGUGGCUAUCCACGACAGAACCGGAAAAUUGCAGGAAAGAAUAAAAUUGCAAGGUUUAUGUGCAGGAAUAGAAUGGGACAAUGAUGGUGAUAUCCUAGCUGUUAUAACACCAAACAGCAAUUCAGUAUUGCUGUGGGAAUGCCAUACAAACAAGCGUCUGACAAUAGAGACGGGACUGCGGGAGCCACCCUCAUGCAUUGCCUGGGCCUACGGCGAGCCACUAAUGGCUGUGGGUACACAGAAAGGGAAUCUUGCAUUGUAUAAUCAUCACACUACUAAACGAAUACCAAUAAUAGGGAAGCACACAAAGAAGAUAACCUGCGCUGCAUGGAACAAGGACAGCAUACUUGUGCUGGCGUCAGAGGACAAAACGCUGUCCAUCAACAAUGUGGACGGGGACACGCUGCGGGUCAUCACGCUGCGGGACCUGCCCAACGACCUGCAGUUCUCCGAGAUGAAGACCGAUGAGCGGGUGUCAGGGGAAAAUACUAUAAGCCUAGUAGUAGGCAAGCGGACCCUCUACCUCUACAACCUUCUGAACCCCGAGAACCCGAUAGAAUUGGCGUUCCAACAGAGAUAUGGCUCCAUUGUGUCAUACAAGUGGUAUGGAGACGGAUACAUACUGAUCGGCUUCAGUGCCGGAUACAUUAUUGCAAUUUCCACCCAUAUUAAGGAGGUUGGAGAAGAGCUAUUUCAAGUGAAGAACCACAAGGACGCUCUGUCGGACGUGGCGGUUUGCGACGGACUGGCGGCGACGUGUGGGGAUGGACAACUGAAGUUGAUAUCUCUGUGGAACAACGGCGAGGUGUCGGGCUCAGUGGCGCCCCCCGGCGGCGCCGAGCGCUGCGGGUUCAGCACCGACGGCCGCCUACUAGCCACGGCGGGGCGCGCCUACCUCUCCGCUUACGUCACAGCCCUCCCCGCGCUAUACGGCGUGUACGGCACUCGCGCCGUCACUCUGACGUCACUGACGGAGGCCACGGUGCACCAGUGUAUAGGGGUGCCGGAUGGGGCGCAGGAUAUUGUGCAUGCGGAGCCCACGGCUCUAGCCUCCUACACUCUGCCAGUAGAGCCCACCGCGCUGGCUCUAGGCUCUACCCAUGUCUGCGCGGCGGCGGGUGCUCUGGCCUGGUUCCUGCGGCUGGGCGGCGGCGGCGGCGCCACGAGGCGGUACCCGGGAGUGGUUACUAGUCUAGUGGCUAAUGAGUAUGUGGCUGCGCUGUUUGAUGGCCGGGUUCUGUUGCACGAGAUAGAGCACACGGACACAUCACGGCCGGAGCGGGCCCAGCUGUUUCCCGAACCACACAUGCAGGGAGCCAACAUCGUCGCCGCGCACCUCACUGCCGACUUCUUCAUAUUCGCUACUGAUCACGGCCACAUAGAAUACUUCUCUCUCGACGAGUGGCGUUCAGCGACCCGCUACAAACACUCGAGCAACAUCACCUCCCUGCACUGCGACAUCGGAGGGACUCGCGCCUUCUUCACCGACGACAAACACCGGGCUUAUAUCUACAGCCCCGCGUAUGACGAGAUAUGUCCCGUGGACAAUGUGCCUGCGCAUUUCAAAGGAGUAAUCUGGGACAUAUGCCUAUCCGAGCGCAACGUGCUAGCCAUCUACACGGACACAUCCAUCCACACGUACCACUACUCACCGCACGGCGUGAGUGGCCCGCGCGUGGCCGCCGUGGCCGCCACGCCGCUGCCCGCCGCGCACGCGCCGCUCAUACUGUCCGCUGGCACUGUUUACUGCGGGAGUAACUCCGGUAGCAUAACAAAAUUGGCCCUAGAAUCACACAACACGGCUGGUUUGGCCGAUGCCGACCCCGACAAGCGAACAGCCAAUCAGAAGAAACACAUUGAGAAGUUACUGCUACUCUGUCGUUUCCACGAAGCGCGUCUAUUCUGUGACGCGUUGGAGGACGAGGAAAUGUGGCGGAAACUGGGCGAGGCGGCCAUAAUGCAGCUGCAGCAUGAGUUUGCCGUAAGUGUGUACACUAAACUGAACGACGUGGCCAUGGUGUGGGCGCUAGAGGACGCGGCCGACAUCGAAGACAUGCCUACACUGUGCGCAAUGCUAAGCGCGUGCCUCGGCCUAGGCGACGCAGCGUCCCGCUGGGCGGCGACACGGCCGGCGGCGGCGCUACAACUGGCGCUCGCGCGCGGGCGCUGGCUCGACGCCGCGCAGCUCGCCGCCGCCGCCGCGCCCGAGCGCGCCCGCAGACUGCAGUACACGCAUGCCGCCCAUUUGGAGCUUACAGCUGACUACCACGAGGCACUAGCCAAGUACGAGAAAAGCCUCAUGCCGGAAGACCCAGAAGACCCUCAAGUAAAGGCGCACAACGACAACUGUGAAGCUGGGAUCGCCAGGAUGUCCAUACGAUGCGGCGACGCCAUGAGAGGAAUCACCUUAGCCAUGAAACAUUCCACCAACAAGACCCUACUCAAAGACUGCGCGGAAUUACUAGAAGAGGAGAAACAAUACAGCCACGCGGCGACGUUGUACGACCACGCAGGCAACACAGAAAAAGCCGCGUCGCUUUACAUCAAACUAAAGUCUUGGCUGAAAGUGGAAGCGUUGCUUCCCAAGAUUAAUUCACCAAGUAUACACUUGCAGUACGCUAAAGCGAAAGAAGCGGAGGGCAGAUACGCGGAUGCGAUGAAGUCUUACUUAAAAGCUCAAGAUUACGAAGCGGCUAUCAGACUUAACUUGGAGAAGUUGGACGAUAUAGAUGAAGCGGUCACUUUGGUGCAGGAAACGAAAUCCGUGCAAGGAGCUAAGAUGGUUGCCAACUAUUUCCAGAACAGCGACGAUCCAACGUCCGCCAUCAAGUUCCUAGUCAUGUCUUUGUGUUACGAUGACGCUUUUCAGCUAGCGCGAAAGAUAGGGAAGCUGCAGUUGUUUGGUGAGAUUUUGAUUCAGACGUCGCAAGCGCGGCCAGAAGACUUUCGCAGUUUGGCGUUGCAUUUUGAAGGGGAGAAGAAUCAUUUAUUGGCCGGCAAGUUCUUCUUCCAUGCGGGGGAGUAUUCUAAAGCGAUGGGUCACUUGUUGAAGGCGGGCGCGGCGGAGGAGGAUGACAACGAGGCGAUCAGCGUCGCCAUCGACGCCGCCGCCGCCAGUGAUGACGAAAGGUUGACUAGACGCCUGAUAGAAUACCUGCUGGGAGAGACCGACGGGGCGCCGCGGGAGCCGCGCCACCUGUUCCGCCUGUACAUGGCCAAGAAGCAGUACGCGGAGGCCGCCAAGACUGCCGUGAUCAUAGCGCGUUCGGAGUGCGCCGCGGGGCGCUACCGCGAGGCGCGCGACGUGUUACGCGCCGCCAGCGUGAGCAUGCGGCCCGCGCCGCGCGACGUGGCCGCGUGCCUCGCCGCGCUGCACUGCUACAUACUGGUCCGUUCGCACGUGCGGCGCGCGCGGCACGAGCUGGCCGCGGAGCUGCUCUCGCGUCUUGCCGAGGAUAUACACUUCUUCCCCACGCUGCAACACCAAGUGUCAAUCCUGACGUCAGCGGUGAUCGAGUGCAACCGCGCGGGGCUGCGGCGCGAGGCGCAGCGCUGGGCGCGCGCGCUCAUGCAGCCGCAAUACCGACCACAUAUCGACCCUAAAUACGUGAAGAAGAUCGAGUACGUGGUCCGUCACGGGGCGGGCGGCGCGGCGCCGGCGCGGGACGCCCCCUGCCCGCGCUGCGCCGCGCCCACCCCCGUCGCCGCGCUCACUUGCGGGAACUGCCAGCAGAUGCUGCCCUUCUGUGUGGCUACGGGCCUGCACAUAGUGAAGGAGGACCUGACUGCGUGUCCCGAGUGCGACUUCCCGGCGAUCAUGACCGAGUUCACAGAACUCCUGAAAGAAGACGGCAAGUGUCCAAUGUGCGGAGAGAAUGUCGACUACCGAAGGUUGGUCAAGAUCGACGACGCCACGCCAUAUCUAGACGUUAACCCAAGUGAAUAGAGUCCACAAUGCUGUACCUGAUGAUGUGUUUAUCAACGAUAUGUGAUUAUAUCCGUCCUUAGUUUAGUGUACAUUAUAAAGAUAAUUUUAAUCUAAGACCGUAUGUAUGUAUUUUAUAAUUUAUGAAGUAUUAGAUAAAAUUGAUGCAUUUAUUAGUUAGAUAAGAUUCACGUGUUUUGCAACAUAGAACUCAAGUAUUAUGUUGGAUAAGACAUCGAUUACAAGGAAAUCAUAAUCAAAUAAUUGUUUUUCUAAACAAACAUUUCAACUAAUAAAAGCUGGUUC